Molecule: messenger RNA, 1941 nt
Organism: Vicia villosa (hairy vetch)
Lineage: Eukaryota; Viridiplantae; Streptophyta; Magnoliopsida; Fabales; Fabaceae
Product: sister chromatid cohesion 1 protein 1
Exons: 21
Coding region: 1-1800 (599 amino acids)
Biological process (GO): mitotic sister chromatid cohesion; synaptonemal complex assembly; replication-born double-strand break repair via sister chromatid exchange
Cellular component (GO): cohesin complex; synaptonemal complex
Molecular function (GO): protein binding; chromatin binding
Source: RefSeq, a predicted model, not a curated record
AUGUUUUACUCUCAUCAGCUUCUUGCUCGAAAAGCACCACUCGGCCAAAUCUGGAUGGCUGCGACUAUGCACGCGAAGAUAAACAGAAGAAAGCUGAAUAAGCUCAACAUCGCUAAAAUCUGUGAAGAGAUUCUGAAUCCAGCGAUUCCCAUGGCUCUCAGACUCUCUGGAAUUCUCAUGGGAGGAGUAGUGAUUGUUUAUGAAAGAAAAGUGAGGCUGCUUUAUGAUGAUGUUUCUCGUCUUUUGGUUGAAAUUAAUGAAGCAUGGAAGGUAAAGAAUGCCCCGGAUCCUACACGGCUUCCUAAAGGAAAAUCUCGAGCCAAGAAAGCGGCAAUUACUGGAGAUGAAGAACAGAUGACUCGGGAAGAAAUUGAACAGUCCCUUCGGUCCAAUGCAGCCCCUACAAUGGGGUUCCAGCAGACAUCUUUUUUUUCUAUGAGACUUGAUUCUUUGGAUGAACCUAAUAUUGGUAAUAUAGGCAGAGAGGAGGAAGACCCAAUGAUUCAUCUCCAUCAAGCUGCUCCGGAGAAUAUUACAUUAAUGGACUCUUUCCAAACUUAUAUGGAGCCACAUAAUCGAUUUGAGAGGUUUGACAUCGAAGGAGAUGACGAAACACAACUAAAUGUAAUUUCAGGGGAUUAUGCUGAAUUUCCACCCGUGCUUAUACCCUCCCCACCUCCACCAGAUGACCCAAAGAGAGAUGAUGCAACUGAAGACAAACAUCCUGAGCCCCCGAUCAUUCAGCAAGAUGAUGAAAACAUGAAUGCUAGAGCGGAACCUCGAAGGCGAGGGCCAAAUAAAAGGAAAAGAGGAAAACCAAUACAAAUGGACGAGGAGCAAACCACAAUCCCGGCUCCUAGAUACCAAAACUGGCUUCAAAACACUUCUGAUUUGGUCUCAAAAAGAGGAGGAAUGAAAAAGUUGCAGCAGCGACAUGGUAUCAUGUCUUCAAUUAAGAUAGCUAACCUCAUGGAGGUGCCACCUGUUGCGCUAAAUGAAGGCUUGUUUUCAAGUGUAAAGAAAGAUAUAUAUUAUCCAACACCUCUCCUUGACUUAUGGAUUAAAGCCACUCAACCACCCCAUGAUUCACCUUCAGUUAGGGUGACAUCACAUCAUCCUCCAGAACCAUCAUCAACAUCACCUCCAGGAGUACAGAACAAUGAUUUCACAGGAUAUGGUUUUGAGGAAUUUGAUGGUAACCUAGACAACCUAUUUAAUGCUACGGCAGAGAAGGUGCGGACGCAGAUCCUUGAGAAUGGUUUGAGAGUCCCUGAAUCUACUCUCCAUGCCUCUUCAAGGAAAUCUGACGGUUUUGCAGGAGGAAACAGUGCACUUUCCAUUCCAAGUACAGCAUCUGAACAUGGUUAUUCCUCACAAUCAGACUUGGAGAGAGGAAGAUUCAGAAAGAGAGUGCAUUCAUCUGGAAAGAGCAGCGGAGGGCUUCCGACAGUAGAUGAAAAUCUUAAGGCUGGAAAUUUCAAGUUACCUAGGUUGUCUGACAUUGACCCAACACCUGAUCAAGAACUUCUUGUGGAGACAGGACCCACACAAACACAAGGAAACACCAAUCUUCCUAAUGACAAGAUGACCGAAUCAAUCCACGCUCAGCUGAAAGCACAUUUUAGCACUGGUGGAGUUCCUGAAUCUGAAUCCUUAGAUGUCCUAGCUGCUGGAAUGACCAAAAAAGCAGCCGCACAACUUUUCUAUCACACCUGCGUUCUUGCUACCCGGGAUGUCCUUAGAGUUGAGCAAAAGGAGGCUUAUGGACCGAUACUUAUCUUUAAAGGAUCUCAAAUUUGACGAAGGUGGAUGAUCAUGUUUAAUUUAGGAAACAAGAGUGACUCCUCUAUAAGCAAUUAUUAGUACCUCAUUGUACAUCACACGGCUGGAUUAGCAAUCACUAAGAUUUAAAAUUUUAUAGUAUUUUAUUUGUUAUUAUUA